Molecule: messenger RNA, 834 nt
Organism: Aphidius gifuensis
Lineage: Eukaryota; Metazoa; Arthropoda; Insecta; Hymenoptera; Braconidae
Gene: Nf-YA
Product: nuclear transcription factor Y subunit alpha
Exons: 6
Coding region: 1-834 (277 amino acids)
Biological process (GO): regulation of transcription by RNA polymerase II
Cellular component (GO): CCAAT-binding factor complex
Molecular function (GO): RNA polymerase II cis-regulatory region sequence-specific DNA binding; DNA-binding transcription factor activity, RNA polymerase II-specific
Source: RefSeq, a predicted model, not a curated record
AUGGUGAAUGAUAUUGAUAUGAUUAGUGGUCUGGUUGUACAAAUGGGACAAGGAAAUCAAGCUAUGUUGUUGCCACAAGUGAUUCAGGUUGCUGGACCAAAUGGACCAAUACAAGUUCUACCUAUGUCAUCAUUAACUGGUGGUGGACAACCAAUUGUCAUUCAACAACCAACAACACCACAAAUUAUACAAACACCUGAUGGACAAGCAUAUAUUUAUCAGCCAGUUCAAAUGGAUCAAUCACAACAAUCACAACCACAAGUUAUUAAUUUAAAUGGUAAUUUGGUACAAAUUGGAUCAGCACAAACAGCAACAACAUCAGCAGCACCAGUACAACAAAUGUCAACACAAAAUACAGCACAAGGAGGAAAUAUUGUCAUGAUGGUACCUGGACAACAACAAUUUCAAAGAGUACAAAUUCCAAAUGCUGAAUUUCUUGAAGAGGAACCACUCUAUGUUAAUGCCAAACAAUACAAACGUAUUUUAAAACGUCGACAAGCUAGAGCAAAACUUGAAGCUGAAGGAAAAAUACCUAAAGAAAGACCAAAAUACCUUCAUGAAUCACGACAUCGACAUGCCAUGAACAGGAUUCGUGGUGAAGGUGGAAGAUUUCAUUCUGGUCAUGUUAAAAAAAGAAGAUCUAAUCAAAAUAACAUGAUGGCACAACAUAUAUCAACUUCAGCAAGUACAAAUAAUAUCAGAACGAUAUCUGUUCCAAAUUCUGGUAAUAUUCAACAUCACAAUGACAAUAUGACAUCUGCAAUCAUCAUUGAUGGAGGUGGACCAUCAUUACCUGAAAUGAUGGCAGAUGGUAUUGUCACUGAUGGACGUUAA